Messenger RNA from Cyanistes caeruleus (blue tit), 623 nucleotides. The record is from RefSeq and is a predicted model, not a curated record. Lineage: Eukaryota; Metazoa; Chordata; Aves; Passeriformes; Paridae.
GAGACGCCCCUGGAUGAACAAGCUGCUCGCAUGAAGAAGCUGCAGGAGCAAGAGAAGCGCCAGAAGGUUGAGUUCAGAAAGAGGAUGGAGCAAGAGGUAUCGCAGUUCAUCCAGGCCACUGGGGAGCCCCGGCGCCGGUUCCAGCCCAUGAACAAGAUUGAGAGGAGCAUCCUGCACGACGUGGCAGAGGUGGCCGGCCUGACAUCUUUCUCGUUUGGAGAUGAUGAGGAUAGUCGCUAUGUAAUGGUGUUCAAAAAGGAGUUUGCACCGUCGGACGAGGAGCUGGAGGCAUAUCGGCGUGGGGAAGAGUGGGAUCCGGCCCGAGCUGAAGAGCGGCGUCGCCUCCGGGAGCUGGCAGCGCAGCAGGAGGAGGCAGAGCUUGAGUGCAGCUCCACCCCUCCGGGUCCCCCCAAUGACUACAAGGACAAAUAUCGGCAUCUGAUCGGCUCUGAUGCUGCCAAAGCUGCUGCCCGCACCAUGGAGGCCAACAAGGCAUACGGCUGCGUGCCAGUCGCCAACAAGCGGGACACGCGCUCCAUCGAAGAGGCCAUGAACGAGAUCCGGGCCAAGAAGCGGCUGCGGCAGGCAGAGGAUGAGGGUGGGGCCGGGGGGGGUCCUGGGGG